Bradysia coprophila is the source of this 2138-nucleotide messenger RNA. Its product is annotated as serine/threonine-protein kinase RIO3. The record is from RefSeq and is a predicted model, not a curated record. Gene Ontology annotation, molecular function: protein serine/threonine kinase activity; ATP binding. Gene Ontology annotation, biological process: protein phosphorylation. Lineage: Eukaryota; Metazoa; Arthropoda; Insecta; Diptera; Sciaridae.
CUUAUAAGAAUAUGUCAUUGGUCGUUUGUCAUUCCAACAGACAACACUAGAAGAAUUGUGUCGAAAAUAAUAAAUUUGUUCGACGAACAGCCUUUUUUUAUCGUCGAAGGCUACUUCAUUUUUCAAUUGCCAAUUAGUUUUAAUUAACGUGAUACUAAUUAGGAUAAUUUAUUGCAAAACGAAAGUAAACAGUAGAUAAGGAAGGAACCACAAGCUAGAAAACAAUCGUAGUCCAGUGUGAGAGUGUGUGCGCUAUUUUGUAAUUUCACAACAAGUUACAAUAUCGUCAUAGAGGCGGAAAUAAAAAUUUCAGUUUAAGUUUAUAAUAGAACUGCGCGAAAUUCAAUCGUUAACUUUAGUCGAUCAUCCUAGCAAAAUGUCUUCACCAUGGGGAAAAAUCGAACAACCUGAGCCCGUUGAAUUUCACAACAUUAUGUCAGAAGAGUAUGCUCGCGGGCUACAAGACAAGGAGAAUAAGAAGUUCGCACAGAAAUUCAGACAACAGUACAGUGAUCAAUUACCGUCAUCUAAAGCAUCCGAAGCAGAUGUAUCUGCAACAGAACAAUCAAGCUCCGAACUACCUUGUCAAAUCAGCGAUGACAUUCCCGACGAGGUUCUCAACGCGAUCAAAAACGAUAUGUCUUUGUCGUAUCAGUUGGAUGAUUUCUGUGAUUCGGAUAAAUUGAUUGCCGAGAUGUUACAGGCCCAAUUCGAUCAUGAACGUGAUGUUGAAGUGAAACGAAUCGAGAAACAACAGAAUAAGGACUCCAAAGUGUCCGUUUCGUAUAGUAAAUAUCGCACCGGGAUGGACGAUGCGCUCGAUUCGGAUUUGGACGAAGAAGAGCAGGAUGUGCCGAAGCACUGGGAUCGGUUCGAGAAGAACGAGAAGCAAAUGGUGAAUUUGCCGAAGAAGGGCUACGGAUUGGAUGAAGAUGGAAUUAUGAUCACGAAACACGACGAACGGUUAUGCGGAGUGCGGAAUGCGUGCCGUGUAAUGUCGUUUCCACCCGAAUUCAAAACAGGCGACGCUGCGGGCUUCGAUUUCGGACUAUCAAAUUCGGUGUACAAUCAACUGAAAACGUAUUCACAAAAGACGAAGAAACACAAGGCGCACGAUCGUCGUGACAAUUUUGCUACGGCUGAAAUGGGCUUGGACGACAAAACUCGAUUACUCUUGUACAAAAUGGUCAACAACCAAGUGUUGGAGCAGAUAAAUGGUAUAAUCUCUACCGGCAAAGAGGCGGUCAUUUUGCAUGCUACAAGCGACGAAAACUACGUCGGCGAAUUAACAGUGCCGAAAGAAUGUGCCAUCAAGAUAUUCAAGACCACAUUGAAUGAGUUCAAGCAACGGGAUCGUUACAUUAAGGACGACUAUCGUUUCAAGGACCGAUUCAGCAAGCAAAACAAUCGCACCGUCAUCAAUAUGUGGGCGGAAAAGGAAAUGCACAAUCUGAUGAGGAUGCAAAAGUUUGGAAUCAAUUGUCCGGAUGUGAUCAUGCUGAAGAAACACAUUCUCCUGAUGUCGUUCAUUGGUGAGGAUAACGUAGCCGCACCGAAAUUGAAGGAAGCGAUUUUGAGUUAUGAUGAACUCGAGCUGGCCUACGACGAAAUUUUGACGAUGAUGCACAAAUUGUACAACGAAGCGAAAUUGGUCCACGCAGAUCUGUCGGAAUACAACAUUUUGUGGCACAAGGACCGACCGUGGUUUAUCGAUGUUGCACAAUCCGUGGAACCGGGCCAUCCGAGCGCCUUGGAAUUUAUGAUGCGAGACUGCCAUAACAUCAGUACGUUCUUCACCCGCAAAGGUCUGUCGAAUGUGAAAACGAAAGAGGAACUAUUCUCAUCGAUUACAGGACUGGACAGUUUCGCUCACAAUGCAGCUAUGCUAGAACGUAUACACGACAAAGGUCCGUCCAUGGUAUCGGCAACGGCAUCGAAUGAGGACACGCCCGAGAUUUUCAAACCGAUCAGCUAUCCAUUCGAUUAUGCCUGGGAGAAGACUCAAGAGGAGAAAUUAAAGUUGUGCCCGUCGAGUGAUGUCUCGGAGGGAGGAGCUCAAAGCCUUCCACUCGCGGCCAAUUGAUUCCGUCAGAAGUUUGUUGAUUUUUUGCAAAAUAUAAAUGUUGUUGGGCGAAUUG